AUGGACGUAUCAUCAUGGUCCGAGGGCAGGAACCACACGGCCAACAUUGAUGAGCCGGGUAUUGACCUGCCGCACCUCACGUUGCAGACUGUCAUCGGCAUCACUGUAGCCAUUGCAGGGAACGUGCUUAUCUCGCUUGCGCUUAAUUUACAAAAACUUGCACAUAUCCGACUCGAAAAGGCUCAAAAGCAGGCGAGGAUGGAACGUGAAUUACAUGUAUCGGGCGAUGCACUGCGUUCCAUAUCACCACACGAUCAGAGGCCUUCUGGCGAUCCUUCUGUUUGCUCUCAUGAGUCCGAGACACAGCCCCUGAUCCAGGGCUCUUCUGCCAGUUGUUCACGUGCACGUUAUGGCACUAGUGCCCCACCCGGGACUAGACGCGAUGAUUCGAGGAGCAGGAAGAGCACCUCUUCAGCACGUGGACGGAGGCCAGGCCAGCCUUCAAGGAAACCCAGCUUUGUAUCACGUUUUAUUCCAUUUCAUCUCGGUCAGCCUGAGCACGAUGGUGUUAAUGAAAAUGUAUCGCAUACCCAAGAAACGUUGGCGAUUCCAGUAGACGUGAUCCCGGCAGAGCGCAUAGUUGCACUGAACGGCAAUGGUAGGCGAGCGGCCCCCUCACCUGGGCUCUGGGAAGAAGAAGGUACGGAGAGUGACUAUUUACGUUCGAAGAUAUGGUGGUCUGGAUUCAUUUUAAUGAACAUUGGAGAAACGGGUAACUUCAUAUCAUAUGCAUUUGCACCGGCCUCUGUGGUUGCUCCUCUAGGCACUUUCGCACUCAUUGCUAACUGCUUUUUCGCUCCACUCAUUUUAAAAGAGCGUUUUCGCGUGCACGAUCUCGCUGGCAUCUUGUGCGCAAUGAUAGGAGCGAUCACUGUCGUUCUUUCUACGCCUUCGUCUGAUGAAGGUCCACCGCCCCUCACACCAGACGCCUUGAUUGCAGCUAUAUCACAGCGUUCGUUUGUAGUAUUUACUAUCAUAUACUUGGUAGGGGCUAUGGUACUAGCGGGGCUCAGUGAGAGUGGUUUCGGCAGGCGAAUUGUGGUUGUUGACGUCGGGCUUUGCGCAAUAUUUGGUGGAUUCACGGUUCUAGCAACUAAGGCUAUCUCCACGUUGCUGACGGAAGAAUGGGGCAAAAUAUUUGCGGAGUGGAUAACCUAUCCCGUCCUUGCGGUUCUAAUCAUCACAGGCAUUCUCCAAAUCUGGUUUUUGAACCGAGCGUUAAAGCGUUUUGACUCCAAAAUCGUCAUACCUACGCAAUUUGUGCUGUUUACGCUGUCUGCUGUUAUCGGAUCCGCUGUCCUUUACAAGGACUUUCAAAGGGCUACAUUCCACCAGAUGGUCACAUUUACGUAUGGCUGUGGUGCGACAUUUGUGGGGGUGUUCAUCAUAGCGUGGGCCAAUGGGAACAACCGCGAAGAAGUAGGACAGCCCACCAAUGAGGUUAGCAGGCAAACAGGCGACGCAGGCGAGCAAACUGCACCGAGUGGAAACGUGCGGGGUGUUCCUGUAGGCUCAUUGAAUGCACGAAGUCGCCCGGCCCUUGUAAUACCGAGAGCUGUGCGCGAGACCCCGGUGCUUAGGAAUAAACAAAGCACGGUAAGCCUGGCAGGCUAUUCUCCUGCACGAAAUUUGCUACUUGUUCAUACCCCGCCGAGGGAUCGAGCAGAUCAUAGGGAUCGGGACGUGGAAAGUACUAGUGGAAGCAUCGCUGGAAGCAAUCGAUGA
Messenger RNA from Suillus subaureus, 1725 nucleotides. RefSeq names its product magnesium transporter NIPA-domain-containing protein. Gene Ontology annotation, molecular function: magnesium ion transmembrane transporter activity. Lineage: Eukaryota; Fungi; Basidiomycota; Agaricomycetes; Boletales; Suillaceae. Gene Ontology annotation, biological process: magnesium ion transport. The transcript is spliced from 6 exons. Bases 1 to 1725 code for a protein of 574 amino acids. The record is from RefSeq and is a predicted model, not a curated record. Gene Ontology annotation, cellular component: membrane.